Aspergillus welwitschiae is the source of this 1692-nucleotide messenger RNA. RefSeq names its product acyl-CoA carboxylase subunit beta. Gene Ontology annotation, molecular function: propionyl-CoA carboxylase activity. The record is from RefSeq and is a predicted model, not a curated record. The transcript has 3 exons. Bases 1 to 1692 code for a protein of 563 amino acids. Lineage: Eukaryota; Fungi; Ascomycota; Eurotiomycetes; Eurotiales; Aspergillaceae.
AUGUCCGACAAAAACGACAAAAACCCCAAAGACGAUGCGCAGUCACGACAAGCAACCAAACGACUCCGCCAACUCUCCUCACACCUACCUCCCGACUACUCCGACGUCCUCUCCCACAUCAACACUCUUCGCACACUAGCCUCCACCCCCGACUCAUCUCGCAGAGGCUAUAUCCGCCAAAAGCAAGCCGGGAAGCUAUGGGUUCGCGAACGCCUUGAACAACUCCUAGAUCCCGAUAGUUUCCAAGAAAUCGGCUCGCUCUCGGGCACUGUAACAUGGGAGAAAACAGGACCUAUGCGCGAGAAGCCCGUUUCUUUUACCCCGAGUAAUAAUGUCCAGGGAGCGGGGAAAUUGCGUGGUCGAAGGGUUCUUCUAACAGCGGAUGAUUUCACUCUCCGGAGUGGACAUGCGGAUGGAGCUUCGCAUGGUAAAACGAUCUAUCUGGAGAAGCUGGCAUUGGCGCUGAGGUUGCCGGUUGUCAAGUUGGUGGAUGGGAGCUCUGGAGGAGGCAGUGUUACUACUAUUCGCACGGCUGGUUGGAGUUAUUUGCCGUAUGUGUCAAUGUAUAGGCACGUUGUUGAGCAGCUGAAUCAGGGGAUUCCGAAUUUGGGGGCUGUGGUGGGGCCGGCUAUCGGACUGGGAGCUGCGCGAGUAGUGUCCUGCCAUUUCUCCGUCAUGGCAGCGGAUGUUGGAUCGCUCUUCAACGCAGGCCCAGAAGUAGUCAAGGGAGCCACGUUUGAGGAAGGUCUGGACUUUCAAACUCUAGGUGGCCCAAUGAUUCACUGCACGAAUGGAACCAUCGACAAUCUAGCCACCAAUGAAGCUGAGUGUUAUGAGCAGCUGCGCACCGUACUGAGCUAUUUGCCCAACACUGGCCGGGAGGCACCGCCAGUCAUUGCCGCUGACGAUCCAGAAGACCGCGAGGAUGAGUCGCUGCGCCGGAUUAUCCCUCGGCGGCAGACGCGCAUGUACAAUCCGUGGACUAUUAUCACCAGCGUCGUGGACAAGGGGUCAUGGUUCGAGAUUGGUGCGCUCUGGGGUCGCACUGCUAUCGGGGGUCUGGCGCGCCUGGGAGGGCGGCCGGUGGGCGUGAUAUCGCUCAACUGUGAGGUGAACGGGGGAGCUCUGGAUGCAGCCGGGAGCCAGAAGCUUGCGCGGUUACUGAAGCUCUGUGAUGUGAUGAAUCUGCCGGUUUUGCAGUUUAUUGACGUUCCGGGCUAUGCUAUCGGCACCGUUGCAGAACGAACCGCCACUAUGCGCUGGGGAGUAGAAUUAGGCAAGACGUAUUUCACUACGACGAUUCCCUUAUUCAAUGUAAUUACGCGACGAGCCUAUGGCGUGGCUGGAGGUCUUAUGCUCGGAGCGCGCGACCCGGUCAUGCAAGUCGCUUGGCCGUCCGGUCAAUGGGGGUCCUUACCAUUGGAAGGCGGGAUUGAGGUCGCACAUCGCCACGAGCUGCGCGAGGCAGAGAAAGUAGGACAGAAGGAAGCCCGAUAUAAGGAGCUAGAAGAGGAGUAUCGAAGGCUGAUGAAUCCGGUGCGGACGGCGAAUGCGUUUGGCGUUGAGGAGAUCAUUGACCCGAAGGAUACUCGGCGGGUGUGUUGCGCAUGGGCGCAGCAUGUAUAUGAGGUUAUGAUCCCGGAGAGGCUGGCCGACCGUGCAGCAGGAAAGAUUCAACCGGUUUUUAUGUAG